Macrosteles quadrilineatus (aster leafhopper) is the source of this 842-nucleotide messenger RNA. RefSeq names its product protein takeout-like. Lineage: Eukaryota; Metazoa; Arthropoda; Insecta; Hemiptera; Cicadellidae. The transcript is spliced from 6 exons. Bases 44 to 784 code for a protein of 246 amino acids. The record is from RefSeq and is a predicted model, not a curated record.
AGUGUCCUUGGGCCAGUGUUGUUCUGACUGCCGCACUGCUAACAUGACCUGGGCCGUGCUCUUGAUCCUGGCCCUGGCGUUGGAAGUCUCAACCAUCAAACCAGCUUCUGAGUAUUUCCCCAUUUGCCACAAGAGUGACCCAGAUUUGGCGCAAUGUAUCAAAAAGAGCAUUGAAACCCUCCGUCCAAAAUUAGUGAAAGGAAUACCCGAGCUUCACCUAGUACCUCUAGAUCCACUCUUUGUACCCAAACUGGAAAUGAAGGAUGGUCAUGGAAACUUUAAAUUCCGCCAAACCCUUACAGACUUAAAUAUUUAUGGGCUGAGAAAUUUCCAAAUAAAGAAUCUAACGGUGGACAUGGACAAAAACCUGAUCACAAUUAAGUGUUUCACAAAGACAAUUGACUUUGAUGGAGACUACGACAUGGCUGGGAGAAUGAUGGUGAUUGAUUUGAAAGGGAAAGGACGAGCACUCUUCAACUUCACUGAUGUGACGACUACAGCUUGGAUGGAGAACGAGGUGGUGACCAGGGAUGGGGUCGAUUAUAACAGAGUUAAAAGCCUUAGGUGGAGGAUUGAACCUGCCAACGCCAAGUUCCACUUCACCAACCUCUUCAAUGGGGACAAAACAUUAGGAGAGGCCACUAACCAUUUCCUGAACGAGAAUUGGAAAGAAGCCUUCAGGAUCUACAGAAGUUUGCCUGAAGAGGCGUUUGGCACUUUGAUCAAAGACUUGGCCAACAGGGUGUACACGAUGUUCCCUAGAGAUGAACUCUUUCCGGAGUAGAGACAAAUUAAGUUAAUAAUAAUUGUUGAUUGUUGAAUAAACGUUUUUAGUCAAAAGA